AUGGCUGAUGUCGCGGUUUUCCCUUCAGAGUGUAUUGCUUUGUCAAGACUUCCCUCGCUGGACUCCCUACCCGACAGAGGUGCUAACAACAAUAGCCCCAUGUCAGCUGGCUCUCUUUCCGACGACGAUGCACCCUUCCUGGCCAGUAUCGAUGGAGGAGGAGACUCAGCGAGCGAUGAAAUAUCCCCCCGACUUGCUCGGAGGCUCUAUGUUUCCCACUUUCUAUCCACUUGGAAUUUUCGCGGAUUCGAAUUCGGCGCUGUUUUGUUCCUAGCCAACAUCUUCCCAAAUACAUUGUUACCGCUGUCCAUCUACGCGCUGGUCCGGGCGUUGGCCGCUAUCGUUUUCGCCCCUCUUGUUGGACGGUACAUCGAUACAGGUUCACGUUUGAAGGUUGUUCGCGAUUCAAUUGUCUAUCAACGCGGAGCUGUCGUGCUUUCCUGCGGCGUCUUUUAUAUCAUGCUCUGGCAAAGGCCGUAUCUCAACACGUGGAGUCUUUACGUACUCCUGGCUGUCACUAUUGUCCUGGCUUGUGUUGAAAAGCUCUGUGCAAUCAUGAACACAGUGUCUGUCGAAAGAGAUUGGGUCGUGGUCAUUGCGGGCGACAACGAAGUAACCCUCCGAGCCCUCAAUUCCCAAAUGCGUCGUAUCGAUCUUUUCUGCAAACUCUGCAGUCCUCUGCUCACCGCCUCAUUGGAGAGCUACAACACAAGAAUUGCCAUUGCCGUCAUGGGCGCCGUCAAUGCCAUCUCGACCAUCGCAGAAUAUGUCCUCAUUGCAAGGGUAUAUGAGGCGUUCCCGAGUCUUGUGCGCGGUCAUCCGUCUUCGACCCGGCCAGACGAAUGCAGCGAUGACCUGACACAAGCAUCUGAGUCCGUCCCACGUGAUCCUGUUAGGCUAUCGUUGUGGCGAAAUUUGAAGAUAUACAUGUCUCAAGGUGCCUUCCUGCCUUCGCUCUCACUAUCCAUCCUGUACCUGACAGUAUUGUCCUUCGGUGGACAAAUGGUCACAUAUCUUCUGGCGAGCGGUUAUACCUCAACAAUGAUUGCGCUGAUCCGCUUGAUAUCAACUGGGUGUGAAAUGUCGGCUACCUGGAUGGCGCCAACAGCCAUGGCUUGGAUUGGGCCGAUCAGAUCCGGCCUUUGGUUUCUCAACCUCCAAAUGGCCUGUCUCGCAGUCGGCCUUGGUUUCUUCUGGAUAGCGGCGUCGCCGAUUUGGGCCGCCUCUGGACUUCUUGGAGGCACAAUCUUCAGCCGCAUUGGCCUCUGGGGUUUUGAGCUCUCGACACAAGUGAUCAUCCAAGAACAGGUCGAACCAGAAUAUCGUGGGGCUUUUUCGACAACCGAGUCCUCCCUUCAGAAUAUCUUUGAACUCUGCGCAUACGCGUCGACCAUUAUAUUUCCUCAGCCGUCCAACUUCAAAUGGCCUGCCACUGUGUCCGUUGCGGCCGUCUACACUGCUGGAGCCCUGUACGCCAGCUUUGUGAGGCGUAGACGCGGGCAUUUGGUGCACGUUUCAAAAUGCCUAGAAGGAAGGAAACAUUCGAACCUAGAAUUGGGAAGGGUCUACCAACAUCGCAGAUCAGAUUUGGGAUAG
Cladophialophora psammophila CBS 110553 is the source of this 1596-nucleotide messenger RNA. RefSeq lists its product as uncharacterized. The transcript has a single exon. Gene Ontology annotation, biological process: iron ion transmembrane transport. The coding region runs from base 1 to 1596 and encodes 531 amino acids. Gene Ontology annotation, cellular component: membrane. Gene Ontology annotation, molecular function: iron ion transmembrane transporter activity. NCBI's taxonomy places the organism in Eukaryota, Fungi, Ascomycota, Eurotiomycetes, Chaetothyriales, Herpotrichiellaceae. The record is from RefSeq and is a predicted model, not a curated record.